Messenger RNA from Paraglomus occultum, 243 nucleotides. NCBI's taxonomy places the organism in Eukaryota, Fungi, Glomeromycota, Glomeromycetes, Paraglomerales, Paraglomeraceae. The record is from the annotation of a GenBank genome assembly.
AUGCUUGCCGAACCAUCAAAAUAUCAGACGAAAGAUUCCACAUUCACACCUGCGUUACAAAGAGCACGUCGUCCAUGGCUUGUACGAAAUGCAUUAACUGGUAUUGGGUUACUUGGUUUCGUUGGAGCAGUGUACGCGUAUUCAAUGUAUGCAGUGAAACAGGAUGAUUUCAGCGAUGUUGGUAUGCCACCAUUGCCACCGCAAUCUGAGAGUGAUAAAAAGAUAGAGACUUCUGGUGGAUGA